Molecule: messenger RNA, 1459 nt
Organism: Chiloscyllium plagiosum (whitespotted bambooshark)
Lineage: Eukaryota; Metazoa; Chordata; Chondrichthyes; Orectolobiformes; Hemiscylliidae
Gene: dnajb13
Product: DnaJ heat shock protein family (Hsp40) member B13
Cellular component (GO): cytosol
Molecular function (GO): protein-folding chaperone binding
Source: RefSeq, a predicted model, not a curated record
AGCAAACAUCCUUCAAAAGUUUAAUAUAUACUGGGAAACUGCUGAUCAGAAGAUGGGUCAGGAUUACUACACUGUCCUGGGCAUUAUUAGGAAUGCAACGAACGCGGAUAUUAAGAAAGCGUAUCGUAAAUUGGCACUGAAGUACCACCCAGACAAAAGUUCAGAUCCAUGUGCAGAGGAUAAGUUCUUACAAAUUGCAGAAGCGUAUGAUGUUCUAAGUGAUUUAAAAAAGAAAGCAACCUAUGAUAAAUUUGGUGAGGAGGGUUUGAAAGGAGGGAUCCCUACUGAAUUUAGUGAAACUGGCGCUUGGACAACCGGAUAUACCUUUCAUGGAAAUGCCAACAAAAUCUUCAGGGACUUCUUCGGUGGAGAUAAUCCAUUUGCAGAUUUUUUUGAUUCAGAAGGAGAUGUAAGUUUGGGAUUUGGAGGGCUACGAGGCCGAGGAGUUAAGAAACAAGAUCCCCCUAUCGAAAAGGAUCUCUAUUUGUCUUUAGAAGAUUUAUAUCAUGGAUGCAUGAAGAAGAUCAAAAUUUCACGCAGGGUUAUGAAUGAAGAUGGUCACACUUCAAGUAUUAAGGAUAAGAUCCUGACCAUUCAGGUUAAACAAGGCUGGAAACCAGGAACUAAAAUCACAUUCCCAAAAGAAGGAGACCAGGGUCCAAAUAACAUUCCAUCAGAUAUUAUCUUUACUGUGAAAGAAAAACCACAUCCGUGGUUCUGUCGACAAGAAAAUGAUCUAAUUUUCUGUGCUCCAAUUUCCUUGGCAAAGGCUCUAACAGGUCACACCAUUGAAAUUGAGACACUUGAUGGCAGAUUUCUCAGCAUCCCAAUCAAUGAUAUUGUCCAUCCAAAAUAUACCAAAGUAGUUCCAGGAGAAGGAAUGCCGUUAUCAAAAGAUCCAUUACAAAAGGGAAAUCUCGUGAUUCAGUUUAACAUUCACUUUCCAGAAAAGCUCACACCAGCAAAGAAGAAGUUGAUUAAUCGAGCAUUGCAAAUAUAACGUCAACAAUAGUAAAAGGAAGUCAGUUAUUAAAGGGUCAGGACCAUGCAAUUAUCUUUUUGUAUUGAAAUAUAGUGCAUUAAUGUAUCUGUGACAUAAGUGGAUGGUAUGUUUAUGAAUGGGAGUUAUUGAAGCAAACUUUUCUUGUUUUGUGUUAUGUGUAACAUUUCCUAAAAGUGUUGAUGAAUUAUGCUGAAACCCUACUGUAAAAAUUGCACAAUUAUAGUCUGCUGAUUCAUGGUCUCCCUGUCAAAGAACAAGUUGUACAACAGUAAAGAUAUUUAUUUGGAACUGAAAAUAAGAAUUGUGAACUUAAAUUUCUCAUCUUUGUUUUCAAAUUCUUAACCUUCCUUUUAUACGUGAUGCCCUUAAAUCCCACAACCUUCCUAAAUAUCUACACUCCUCCAAUUCUGGCCUCUUGUACAUCUCUGAUUUUAAUUCCUCAGACCAGUUUUUAAA